GCGCACCCUGGGAGUGGAGACAGAAAGGCACAGGUAAGUCAAGUUAAACUUCUUAUUGCACCUUCUCUGUUUUAACCAGCAAACAUUCUGCUUGGACUUUUCCAACUUAAACUAUGUUUCUCAUAAGUGGUGCGGCGGAAUCAACCCAGACAGCAAUCGUCUGUCAAACACACAUCAUAAUCUGAAUAAAAGAAUAUUUUUCAACGAAAUACCUCUCAGACUCAUCUGUUAACAUGUCGUGUUUGUUUUUUUAUAUACACAAUCCUACAAUGUUUAUUGUGAAAGGGGCAUAUCUAAGAAGCAAAGGCGCUUUAAGGCUCCUACUCUUAUUUUGAAGGUUAUUUGCCUCGUUUUCCACCUCGUCUAACUUCCUCUCUGCUUUGGUGUGUAACUUUAGGUUCGUCUAUUACCUCAAGACCAAUCCACUGUCCAACUGAGGAGUUUGAAGUCUCCGGAGUGACUGUCCUCCGUCCUCUCCUGCUGUGUGUCCACCUCCAUGUAGGAAGGGGAGGUGCGGGACCGCAGGACGCCGUGCGGAGCAGCAGUAAUCCAGCCGGAGAUGAGAUUAAGUUACAGGGGGUUGAUGGCAAUCGCGUCCCCGGGUGAAAAUCUGGUACCCAUUACAGAUAAUUUCAAAGGUUUGAGGAGGUGGAGCGACACAGUUAAAACGGCGACAUUUCACUGCAAUUCCUGUGUUUUUGUAUCUUCACAUCUCAUUUCCUCCAAGGAUGAAAAAUUACUUUCAUAUUCAUAUGAUAGUCCUUUAGGGCCAUUUGGCUUCCCAAUGGUGUUCAAUAGUAGGUUAAUCAUGUGGCUUGGGUUAUUUUAUUAGCUGGAUUAUCACAACAACCCUGCAUUCCUGGGGUGCAGACUCAAAAUGUUUGUGUUUCCAAGCACUUUUUCCUGUUUUUUUUUCUAUAAAAUAACAAGAAUGAAUAAUGUGCCAACACAGCAGAAUAAUCCAACUUUUAGGUUGUUGGAAAAUGCUCAAAAUCAGUAUGCAUUUUACAUAUUAAAAAUGCUUAUUCAGAAUCAAAGAGGAUUUGAAUUUUGUGAAAAUGUCAUGUAACCAAAAGUAUAUGCAUUUUUUUUGUGUUUGUCUAAUAGAGAAAACCAGAUAACUGCUUUGCCAUGAGGUACAAUAUCUGGUACUUUCCCACAAGGUAACACCAGUCAUAACAUUUUGCAAAAUUAUUUCUGUUGCAUGAAAUUGUCCCAAUGGCAUACAGACCUGACCAAAAUCUGUCAGGAUUAGAGUCUCUAAGGUUAACCAUUUCUCUUGAACUACCUCCAGGUGCUGUGAUAAUUUCGUCGUUUCCUGAGUCGAUUAUCUCCCCGGCUUGCAGAUGCAGAUCACUGAUCAAGGAGUGGAAAACAGCUGCAUAUUACAUCAAAGGAACAAGAAAGCACCAUUUCCAUGUCCUCACAGAGUAAGUUAGUGUCACUGGGUUACUCUGCAGGGAUGUGGCCCCAGUGUUAAUCUGUUUACACUCACUUGGCUCAAACCAGAUGAUUUACAGGAGAAAGAUACAGAUAACACAAACCGUCUCAGCUCUAAAACCCUCCUGGAAUUAAACUGAGCUCUGUUUUUCUUCUGUCCUUGGAUAACUCAGCCGUCAAACCCAGGCUCAGAGCUAAUAGCUGAAGUUUGACCCAGUCCAGCACAUAUUAGACUCCAGACCAGCCUGAGAUGAUAAAGCGACUAAUUACUUGUUUUCCUAAAGGCUUCAAAACUGUUAUUUUACUGUCGGCUAUAAUUGGAGCAGCAGGCUGGUAUUAUUCCUCCGAUAGAGAUCGUGGCAAGCUGAUAAAAAGCAGCUGAGGGUCAGGUAUCUUGCAGGCCUGCUCCUGCUGGUCCUCAUUCAGAGGUUGGGACCUCAUUUGCUGGGUCAAGGCUUUCAGCAUUGGGCUCGGAUUAACAGAGGGGCUGAGAAAGCACACAGGAAUUCCACAUUUACCACGCUGCUGCCAUGUUUAGAUAUCAGGAUAGGAACUACUCAGAUUGUCUUAUGCAGCAGGGGAGAGUUAUUUGUGAAGGAAACGAGAAGCUUCCUGAAAUUCUCUGCUAAUAACCGAACAAUAAAACCCGAACUGGUCAACCCUAUAGGCAGUGUCAGAUUUAACUUUGAUCUUUAUUUUGAUAUUACAGUUUGGAGAUGGUGGGCUUUGUGGACACUCUAAAUAUCUUUUUACAUAGUUCGUUGUUCUACACUUAAGAGUACGCACAGGGUCAAUGGGGCUUGGAUCAUUAACCUGAAACAGCCAUCAAGAAUCUCCUUUAUAGACUUUCCUGUCUAAUGGAAAUGAGUGAAAAGCAAAGCAAUAAAAACCGCAUCCAAAAUCCUCUUCAACAAAUACUUCAUUAUUUGUAUUCAGAGUUGCAAACAAACUGUUUUUUUUAGUAUUUUUAAUUUCAUUUCUAAGCCCUUCCGCCUACACACUUCCAUGCAUUCCCUCUGCUCUAAUUGUAGCCUGCAGUGCAGAGCUUAGUCUGAACCCAUGCCAGUGUGUGCCAGGUCUCUGCAGGGGGGGCAGGCUUACCGUCAGUCUGAUGCAGAUUAGAGCAGAAAGUUUCACCUGAGGAGGCCUCUCGAGUAUGUUGGCGCGAUCGGCUUUAAUGAAUGGGUCUUCAUUUUCUGAAUCGCAUAUAUUCACAGUCACCAUUCAUAAUAAGCAUUGUCUUGUUUUGCGUGACCACAUCUCCCAAGUGUCCAAAUAAGGAGAUGACAAGGCAGUAGAGCAAGUAUCUUUGCUGAAUAAUAUCAAUUUUUAAUAAGGGAUUGAAAUAUUCUUGAAAAUGCCAAUUUAAGUUCAAUUCUGAAUUUGCUUCACUCAGUAAUAAUUCUGUGAAUGACACUUUGACAGCUGCGAGAAAAGCCCAACAGGUAUUCAGUCUAUUCAAGUCCACUUUGGUCUAUAAACAGAAACCCUUCAUAAACAUCCUGCCUCGAUUAUUCACAAAUAGCACCUUGGUUGUUUUCUAAAGCUUGAUGCCAACGCUCUAAUAGGAUCUGUGCUCGAGUAGAUCAAUCAAAAUAGGACAAAGCUAAAAAGGAAACAGACGCCACAAUCUUGUCUCUUCAGCAGCACAGCUUGGUGCUCUCGUCUGGAGUUGGAUGUUGUCAUAAAGUCCAGGUAAAAAAUUUAAACUCUUUUACAAUUCAGGGGAGUAAGAGAAGUGAUGGAGGUAUGAAAUGCAUACCAGCAAUUAUUUUAUUUGGUUUUAUAACACCUGCUUGGCUUCUGUUUUCUGUUAACAGUUAUUCAGAGUUUGCAGCAAAAUGCAUUUUAGAUGUCUUGUUUUUUUUACAUGGGUAGGGGAUGUGUUCAAAUUUUAGAGUGCACAGUUUUUCCUCUAAUUUUGUUGAUUUAUACGCAUACAAAGAGACUGAAUAUGUUGUAUUACUAUUGCUUAAUGUAUAGACUUACAUUCUGUUUGAGUCCUACAGAAAAAUAGCUCCAACUUUUACACCUACAAAGAUGAGAGUCCUUUUUUUUUUUUUACACUGGUUAACUGACAUUGAACAGAAGGAUUCAGUGUUUUUAAUCAACUCAACUUUAUUUGUAAAGCACUUUAAAACAACCACAGCUGACCAAAGUGCUGUACAUAAAUAGACAAAACAGCGCAGACAUAAAAAACAAUCAAAAAACAACUAAAACAAUGGAUAAAAUAAGAGCAGAUAUUAAAUAAUCAAAGCUUUACGGCGUGGUAUAAAGAAUAUCAGACUGCAGUGCUCUUAAUCAAACGUAUUCUAUGUUAAAACUCUUGGCAUGAUGUGAUUUUUUUUGCUAAUUAAUGAAAUGUUAAUUUUGAACCGUCUUCAAGUGAGAAUGUUUGAGAAAUGUCGCCACCUUGUGUCAGAAAAAUGUCAAGCUUCAGAUGUUCGCUUGGAUAAGGUGUUACCUGUUAGUCAUACAUGAUCAUACAUGCACUAUCAAAUGUCAGUCAUGUAUGAUCUCCUCUUUGUAACAGAUCUAAAGACAGGAUGAAGAGGCUGCUUCUUCACACUCUCUGCAUCUCUCAGAUCCUCCUCUGUGCCGCCGACUUUCCUCCACUGAGCGAGGACACAGUCAGAGGUACCGCCUCAUGAAUAAAACACCAAGUUCGACUUGUUUUCACAGACAUUUCUUGCAGAACAUGCUGACAGCUUGUUUUAAUGGUUUUGUGCAGAGCUGUCUGCGGCAGGGGAGCAUUUUGUUGAUGAGGAAAUUAAGAGAGCGGUGCUCGAGGUGAAGCAGGUGAAGGAGCUGAUGGAAGAGAAAAAGGAGAAGCACAGGCAUUUUAUGGACGCCCUGAGACAAAGCAGUGACAAGAGGAAGGUAUGAGUACAGUUUCUGUGAUUGUAAUUACAUGCAGAGCUGUUGUAUUUACUUUCUGCCCACAGAGAAACCCCUAAGCAGACAGUAGUAAACGCGUGUGUGGGAGUGGAGCUAGUUCAGGGAGUUGUGGCGCAGUUUUACAGCAGUCAGUAUAAAUUAACUGUCAGCAAGUUUUAAAAUUCUGAAGCAAAAGACCAAGCAUUGUGCGAGGGCCCCUCGUCUAAUGUUGCCUUCAUUUAGAUGUAAUGGGUGUGUGACAGACCUGUCUUUAUUGGGGUCCUUUCAGGGGGUGAUGCAGCUGGCCCUGGAAACAGAGCAGAGACUAGAAGAAGUUGAGAGGCAAUGUCGAGAUCUAACCAAAUCUUCAUUUGAUGAAUGUCGGCCUUGUCUUGAAGAUACCUGUAAGGACUUUUAUGCCUCUACAUGUCGCCGCGGCUUCACCUCUUUCUCCUAUAAGGUAAUUCUCUCUGUGAGAAACCUUCAUUACCAGAUAAGAUGUGUAAAGCUCAUAAUGUGUUGGUCCUUCUGUCUCUCUGCUGCAGGUGGAGGAGUUUUUCAAGACCCUGGCCGCUCAGCUGGAAGAAACAGAUUAUUUUUACUUUCAAGAUGAGGAAAAUGUAGGCUACACUAACUUGGCUGAGAAACCUCAGAUCACAGAAGAUGACGCAGAUCUUCAGCAGGAGGACUCCUCGUUCAGCCAGCUGCUUUCCGAAACUGACUUUCUGUUUGAGCAGAGUGUCACUCUGGUCAAAAAGAUGCAACACGUGUUUGGGGAAUCCUUUUUGUUGGCAUUCACAGCAGAUUUUCAACCCAACCCGCUUUUUACCAUGCAAGCAGACUCCAUUCCUGACUUCUUAGGGAAUCUGGGUAAAAUGGUUGACUCAGUGUAUGACUUUGGGAGGAAUGUGAUGGGCGACAUCACCCCCUCAGUGGCUGAUGUUGAAGACGAGAACUCGCAGCUACCCAACAGAGGUAUCUGCAGCUCUUUCAGCCACACUUGUGUUCAUUCCCUUCAAAUGAAUACAGGCACUGUACCAUAUCUCACUGUAUGUUUAUGAAUGAAGAUACAGAAUCACUUCAUGCUGUGGGGCAGAUGCAGAGCAGACAUCUGUGCAGGCGCCUCCGCAGACAAACAUCAGAGUGCUUCCAGCUGCGAAGUUGGUGUGAGACAUGCAAGGAAUACCUGUUAAAAGGUAAUUAAAUGUGAGAUGUUUCACCCGCACAUGCACAUUUAUUCAUCUAAUGGAGAAAUACCAGAAAAACCCUUGAAUAGAUACAGUUUUUUAUAUCUUCACCUCACCAUGCUCAUGACUAUGUCCACAUACAGAGUGUCCCAUCGUCCAGCAGCUCCACGCUGACAUGGCGGAGAUGCACUUACUUCUGAACGCCUCCCACGAACAGUACGACGACCGGCUGCUGCUGGUCCGCAGACACACAACAGACACGCAGAGGUGGCUCAAUAACAUGGAGGACAAGUACCGCUGGAUCAGCCACCUGUCCAAUAACACAGAGGAACCACACAAUAUCUUUAGCAUCAUUUCAGUAUGUUUGUACUGACUCUGUCUUAUUUUCAGUUUAAGAAAUAACUGGAAACAAUGUCUCAUGUAAAGCUGACUUAAAUGAAGCUUAAUGACUCUCACUCUUUGUACUUUUUCUGAUUUUACAGGUGAACCGACAACAGAUGAAGACCAUCAGACCUAAAACAGACAGCAGUGUGGUUUUGUCGAUACUAGACUCUGGCCCAAUGACUGUCUCAGUUCCUGCAGAGCUGGAGGUGGAUGACCCUGCAUUUAUCCAAUAUGCUGCUCAGGAGGCUCUGACUCUCCAUAAACGCCACAUAAAAGGUGUCCAUCAAUUAGUUAAUCAUCUGACAGACCUGUAUCAUUAUGAACUAAACCUGUUUAAAUCUAUUUUUCUGUACACUUUCAUAAGUCAAAUUUGUGGUAAAUACUUGGAUUAACUGUUUGAUGUGUUUUCUCCAAACAGGAAUGGAUUGAAGGACAUCCCAGCAUCCACAUGUCAUCAACAGACACUGAAUUAAAAGACAAGUACCGGUGUUUAAACUAAUCUCUGCAAAACUUGAAAACACAUUAUAUACAUCUCUCAACUUUCACAUGCACAACUUCAUAGUUUUUUUUUUAAGUCAGAUAUGUUUACUCUCUGUUUUUAAGUCUCUGCACAAUAAAGCUGCGAGGUCUCUGCACUAACCAGUAUUUUGCUAUUUUGCUUUGGAUCCAAGUUCAUUCAUGGUACUCUAUAUGUAAACAAAUACACCUUUAAUUGCUUGUUAAAGCAACUUCUGUCAAUGUUUGAAAUUAAAAAGUUAGGUAAUAAAUUCCAUGCCAUCAUUUCUCUGUA
Messenger RNA from Xyrichtys novacula (pearly razorfish), 6678 nucleotides. NCBI's taxonomy places the organism in Eukaryota, Metazoa, Chordata, Actinopteri, Labriformes, Labridae. The record is from the annotation of a GenBank genome assembly.